Molecule: messenger RNA, 810 nt
Organism: Malania oleifera
Lineage: Eukaryota; Viridiplantae; Streptophyta; Magnoliopsida; Santalales; Ximeniaceae
Product: E3 ubiquitin ligase BIG BROTHER-related-like
Exons: 1
Coding region: 1-810 (269 amino acids)
Source: RefSeq, a predicted model, not a curated record
AUGAAUAAUGAAGAGGAGAUCGUCAUAAGGUCAAGUUCUUUAGAGCAAGUCAAUUCGGAUUUUGCACUUGCAAUGGCAUUGCAAGAGCAAGAGAGAACAUUAGGCUUGCUUGCCACCAUUGAAAGUGAAGAUGAGGAGAGUGAAACUGAUACUUCUAGUGAUAAUGGUGAUGAUUAUGAUGAUGAAUUCAUGUUGGAAAGUGGUGGUGUAAAUCAAGAACAUGAGCUUGAUUUAACAUGGAGAGAGGAGGUAUAUGAUGAUGACCGCGAAGGUGAUGAAGAACAACUUCCUGAAGUAGGUUUUCUAUGUGGAGAAGAUGAAGAAGAAGACACUGGAGAACAUGAGCUUGAUUUAAUAAGGAGAGAAGAGGUAUAUGAUGGUGACCACGAAGGUGAUGAAGAACAACUGCCCGAAGUAGGUAUUCUAUGUGGAGUAGACGAAGAAGAAGACUCUAGUCUUGAUGACGAUGAGGAAAUAUUGGAGGAAGAUGAUAUUGAUCCCGACGAACUAUCUUACGAAGAGUUAAUAACCUUGGGAGAUUUUAUUGGCCAAGAGAACAGAGGAUUAUCACAAGUUGAAAUUAGUACGUAUUUGCAUCCUUUUUCAUGCAAAUUUAUAGUGAGUAAGAUAGAGAUCGACCGAUGUGUCAUUUGUCAAGUUGAAUAUGAAGAAGGAGAGGGGCUAGUAGCACUUUCUUGUGAUCAUCCAUAUCAUUUAGACUGCAUAAGUGGGUGGUUGCAAAUUAAGAAGACUUGCCCAAUUUGUGGGAAUGAGGUUUCACCUCUCUUGACUAAUGUUGGAAGUUCUUAG